AUGGUGGCCGGCUCGAGCAGCCCCCGUGGGCGCAGCGACUGGGGAAGAGCGACGUCCGCUGCUCAGCCGCCCGCCACCGGGCGUGCACGCACCGAUGUGGUCUCUGGCCGCACGGCCCGGGAAGCCGGAAGCCACUUCCGCCAGCUUCCCGCCGGGGGCCAGCCCCGGGCAGGCAGCCUGCAAGGGGACCCGCGGCGACGGCGGCGGCGGGAGGGGAACUUCCGGGUGGGCGGGGCCCGCGCGGCGCGACCCCAAAAUACUCCAAAGACAAAACGCGAUGAGACAGGGGAUUCUUUCGUGGUAAGUAUUUCAGAGGAUACCACCACAGAUAUCACUGCUGCCAAUGCAUUUUCAGAUGAGAGGAUUCGCAAAGAUUUUAUUGCAAAAGUGUUUUUCAUCCUGUCUAUCCAGCUGAUGAUCACUGGGGCAAUUGUCAGCAUAUUUGUCUUAUGGAAUAAAUUAAGAUUUUGGGUACGCGAGAAUCCCUGGUUCACCUAUGCACUUUUGCCUUUAUUUUUUACUGUAUUCAUUUUACUUGCUUGCUGUGGGAAACUCCGCCGUCAAGUGCCUGCGAAUUACAUUCUUCUGAUAAUAUUUACAAUUCUCCAAGGUCUGCUACUAGGAGCUGUAUCAGUUUUCUAUCAAGCUAAUGAAAUAUUAUGGGCGACAGCAACAACAGCUCUGAUGACAAUGUUACUCACAUUAUUUGCUCUGCAGACAAAAUGGGAUUUCACUCUUCUAAAUGGAAUGCUGUUCGUUUUAGUGUCAGUACUUCUUAUCUACGGAAUUAUCUUAAUCUUCGUAAAAUCCUUUUGGUUGCACCUGUUGUAUUCUGCACUGGGGACUCUGAUCUUCUCGCUUUACUUGGUGAUGGAUGUGCAGCUAAUGGUGGGAGGACGCCAUCAUCAUCAUAACCUGAACCCAGAAGAGUAUGUGUUUGCUGCCCUGAACAUCUACAUGGAUAUAAUCAACCUUUUCCUUUUUAUCUUGAACAUAAUUCAUUUGGGUCACUAG
This is a messenger RNA of Sorex araneus (European shrew), 1014 nucleotides long. Its product is annotated as protein lifeguard 2. The transcript is spliced from 10 exons. Gene Ontology annotation, cellular component: membrane. Lineage: Eukaryota; Metazoa; Chordata; Mammalia; Eulipotyphla; Soricidae. The record is from RefSeq and is a predicted model, not a curated record. The coding region runs from base 1 to 1014 and encodes 337 amino acids.